AUGGCCACUAUGGUUGUGGUCUGUAGUGGUCUAGGGUGGAAGAAGUUGACAUACCUGUUAACAGCAACUGUUUACCUUGCACAUCCUAGAACUCACAUGGUGCCAUGGAGAAUAUGUUAUAAAUAUAAGCAGGUAACCAGCAAUAAGAACCUGCCCAUUCCAAUGGAAAAUCCUUAUAAGGAGCCUCUUAAGAAAUAUAUCUUGUGUGGAAAGUAUGUAAAUUAUAAGAAUAAUGUACUGCUUUUGUCCCAUUUUAUUUCUCCAUUUACUGGAUGCAUUCAUGGAAGGCACAUAACAGGUCUUUGUGGGAAGAAACAGAAAGAAAUCACAAAAGCAAUUAAGAGAACCCAAAUAAUGGGGUUUAUGCCAGUUACAUACAAGGUCUGCAUAUCUCAAAGACCCCAAAGUUUGUAA
Messenger RNA from Saimiri boliviensis boliviensis (Bolivian squirrel monkey), 414 nucleotides. Its product is annotated as small ribosomal subunit protein bS18m-like. Lineage: Eukaryota; Metazoa; Chordata; Mammalia; Primates; Cebidae. Gene Ontology annotation, molecular function: structural constituent of ribosome; small ribosomal subunit rRNA binding. Gene Ontology annotation, cellular component: mitochondrial small ribosomal subunit; ribosome. Gene Ontology annotation, biological process: mitochondrial translation. The record is from RefSeq and is a predicted model, not a curated record.